CGCGUCCUGGAGCGGAGGCCGCCGCAGCCGCCGAGUAGCCGGCAGCUGCUGACGCGCCGCGGGCCCGCGCCCUUCCCUGCUCGUCCUCUCGGUGCCUCUUCUCAGCCCCGGGUGUCCACGCCGGGCCCCCGCACAGCUGGCCGAGUCGCCGGCCGGACGCCCGACUCGGGCGGACGCUGCGCCGAGGAGCCGCGCGGCCCGGCGCACACGGAAGUAGUUGGAAAUUUUACCGUGAGAAUUUUGAGAGCACUGGAUGAUGGUAUCCUUGUCUUCUCUUCAGUGCAUCUAUUGGCUUUGAAUGGACUUUGGAAAGUAAAGAAGAAAAUCCAGUCUGCUUUUCAAGGACACUGGACAACCGAAUAAAUGCAGUAUCUAAACAUAAAAGAGGACUGCAAUGCCAUGGCGUUCUGUGCUAAAAUGAGGAGCUUCAAGAAGACUGAGGUGAAGCAGGUGGUCCCUGAGCCAGGAGUGGAAGUGACCUUCUAUCUGUUGGAUAGGGAGCCACUCCGCCUGGGCAAUGGAGAAUACACUGCGGAGGAGCUGUGCAUCAAGGCCGCCCAGGAGUGCAAUAUUUCUCCUCUUUGUCACAACCUCUUCGCCCUGUACAAUGAGAGCACCAAGCUCUGGUACGCUCCGAACCACAUCAUCACUGUGGACGACAAGCUGUCUCUCCGGCUCCACUACCGCAUGAGGUUCUACUUUACCAACUGGCAUGGAACCAAUGACAAUGAGCAGUCUGUAUGGCGGCAUUCUCCAAAGAAGCAGAAAAAUGGAUAUGAAAAGAAAAAGGUUCCAGAAGCAACCCCACUCCUUGAUGCUAGUUCACUGGAGUAUUUGUUUGCGCAGGGACAGUAUGAUUUGAUCAAAUGUCUGGCUCCCAUUCGGGACCCCAAGACGGAGCAGGAUGGACAUGACAUUGAGAAUGAGUGCCUGGGGAUGGCUGUUCUGGCCAUCUCACACUAUGCCAUGAUGAAGAAGAUGCAGUUGCCAGAACUUCCCAAAGACAUCAGCUACAAGCGGUAUAUCCCAGAAACAUUGAAUAAAUCCAUCAGACAGAGGAACCUUCUUACCAGACUGAGAAUAAAUAACGUUUUCAAGGAUUUCCUGAAGGAAUUUAACAACAAGACCAUCUGUGACAGUAGUGUGUCCACACAUGACCUGAAGGUGAAAUACCUGGCUACCUUGGAAACUUUGACAAAACAUUAUGGAGCUGAAAUAUUUGAGACGUCUAUGCUACUGAUUUCAUCAGAAAAUGAAUUGAGUCGGUCCCAUUCGAAUGACAGUGGCAACGUUCUCUAUGAAGUCAUGGUGACUGGAAAUCUUGGAAUCCAGUGGCGGCAGAAACCAAAUGUUGUUCCUGUUGAAAAGGAAAAAAAUAAACUGAAGCGGAAAAAACUGGAAUAUAAACACAAGAAGGAUGAGGAGAAAAACAAACUCCGGGAAGAUUGGAACAAUUUUUCCUAUUUCCCCGAAAUCACCCACAUUGUAAUAAAGGAGUCUGUAGUCAGCAUUAACAAGCAGGACAAUAAAAACAUGGAACUGAAGCUCUCUUCUCACGAGGAGGCCUUGUCCUUUGUGUCCCUGGUAGAUGGCUACUUCCGGCUCACAGCAGAUGCCCACCAUUUCCUCUGCACCGAUGUGGCUCCCCCACUGAUUGUCCACAAUAUACAGAAUGGCUGUCACGGUCCAAUCUGCACAGAAUAUGCCAUCAAUAAGCUGCGACAAGAAGGGAGUGAGGAGGGGAUGUAUGUGCUGAGGUGGAGCUGCACUGACUUUGACAACAUCCUCAUGACCGUCACCUGCUUUGAAAAGUCUGAGGUGUUGGGUGGCCAGAAGCAGUUCAAGAACUUUCAGAUUGAGGUGCAGAAGGGCCGCUACAGCUUGCAUGGCUCUGUAGACCACUUCCCCAGCCUGAGAGACCUCAUGAACCACCUUAAGAAGCAGAUACUGCGCACAGACAACAUAAGCUUUGUACUGAAGCGCUGCUGUCAACCGAAGCCCCGAGAAAUCUCCAAUCUGCUGGUAGCCACCAAGAAAGCCCAGGAGUGGCAGCCUGUCUACCCCAUGAGCCAGCUGAGUUUUGAUCGGAUCCUUAAGAAAGAUAUUAUACAAGGUGAGCACCUCGGCAGAGGCACAAGAACACAUAUCUACUCCGGCACCCUGCUGGACUACAAGGAUGAUGAAGGGAUUGCUGAAGAGAAGAAGAUAAAAGUGAUCCUCAAAGUCCUAGACCCCAGCCACAGGGACAUUUCUCUGGCUUUCUUUGAGGCAGCCAGCAUGAUGAGACAGGUUUCCCACAAACACAUUGUGUAUCUCUAUGGUGUCUGUGUCAGAGAUGUGGAAAAUAUCAUGGUGGAAGAGUUUGUGGAGGGGGGACCAUUGGAUCUCUUCAUGCACCGGAAAAGUGAUGUACUUACAACCCCCUGGAAGUUUAAAGUUGCCAAACAACUGGCCAGUGCCCUGAGUUACUUGGAAGAUAAAGACCUGGUCCAUGGAAAUGUGUGCACUAAAAACCUUCUCUUAGCCCGUGAAGGCAUUGACAGUGAGAUUGGCCCAUUCAUCAAGCUUAGUGAUCCUGGCAUCCCGGUCUCUGUGCUGUCCAGGCAAGAGUGCAUAGAGCGAAUCCCCUGGAUUGCUCCUGAGUGUGUUGAAGACUCCAAGAACCUGAGCGUGGCUGCUGACAAGUGGAGCUUUGGAACCACACUCUGGGAAAUCUGCUACAAUGGGGAGAUCCCCCUCAAAGACAAGACCCUGGUGGAGAAAGAGAGAUUUUAUGAAAGCCGCUGCAGGCCAGUGACUCCAUCUUGUAAGGAGCUGGCUGACCUUAUGACUCGCUGCAUGAACUAUGAUCCCAAUCAGAGACCCUUCUUCCGGGCCAUCAUGAGGGACAUUAACAAGCUGGAAGAGCAGAAUCCAGACAUUGUUUCAGAAAAGAAGCCAACAACAGAGGUGGAUCCCACUCAUUUUGAAAAGCGUUUCCUGAAGAGGAUCCGUGACUUGGGAGAGGGCCACUUUGGGAAGGUCGAACUCUGCAGAUAUGAUCCUGAGGGAGACAACACAGGGGAACAGGUGGCCGUCAAGUCCCUGAAGCCAGAGAGUGGAGGUAACCACAUAGCUGAUCUGAAGAAGGAGAUAGAGAUCUUACGGAACCUCUACCAUGAGAACAUUGUCAAGUACAAAGGAAUCUGCAUGGAAGAUGGGGGGAAUGGUAUCAAGCUCAUCAUGGAGUUUCUGCCUUCGGGAAGCCUAAAGGAAUAUCUGCCAAAGAAUAAGAACAAAAUUAACCUCAAACAGCAGCUAAACUAUGCCAUCCAGAUUUGUAAGGGGAUGGACUACCUGGGUUCUCGACAGUAUGUUCACCGGGACUUAGCAGCAAGAAAUGUCCUUGUUGAGAGUGAACACCAAGUGAAAAUUGGAGACUUUGGUUUAACCAAAGCAAUCGAAACUGAUAAGGAGUACUACACAGUCAAGGAUGACCGUGACAGCCCGGUGUUUUGGUACGCUCCGGAAUGUUUAAUCCAAUGUAAAUUUUAUAUCGCCUCUGAUGUGUGGUCUUUUGGAGUGACACUGCACGAGCUGCUCACCUACUGUGACUCGGAUUUUAGUCCCAUGGCCUUGUUCCUGAAAAUGAUAGGCCCAACUCAUGGCCAGAUGACAGUAACACGGCUUGUGAAUACUCUGAAAGAAGGAAAGCGCCUGCCAUGUCCACCCAACUGUCCUGACGAGGUUUAUCAGCUCAUGAGAAAAUGCUGGGAAUUCCAACCAUCUAAUCGGACGACGUUUCAGAACCUUAUAGAAGGAUUCGAAGCACUUUUAAAAUAAGAAGCAUGAGUAACUUUAAAAUUUCCAUUUAUCAAGUCCUUCUCUCCCAAGCCAUUUAAAAACUGUUUAAUGAAAGUUUGUAUUCUGCCUAAAAAGCCACUCAACAAAUACUUGAGUAUAUGUCACAUCGUAAAUUUAGUGAAAAAUGAUGACAACCAAACUAGAAUGUGCCUAAGCACUCCUUUUGGACAGAUUAUAUGAUCAGUUGCCUAGCAAAGGACUUUUGGCACUGUUUUGCUGGCAAUAUUGAUCUAAGAUAAAAAAAACCGGUGGACUUGGCUGAAACUCUCCCUUGCCCUGAAAUCUCACUAUCUAUACAGUGAUAGUCCAAUUGAAUAGGUACCAUUUAGUAUACUAGUUUCCAUUACAAAAAAAAAAAAAGUCUGUUCCUGCUACCCAGUAGGACUGCAAUUUCAGGCUGUUUGUGCAGAGGGGCCCAGCUGCUGUUCUCUUGGCUAAGCACUGAUACCCACUGCGGGAAAACUGGCUCUGCACAGGGAGAUAACCUGGCACACACUCUGCAUGUCACUUCUUGAGAACUAGGCCUGUGCCCAUGCUCUCCUGCACAGCCUGCUUUCCUCACACAGGCUCCUCUGACCUGGAUGCUGUUCCUCCUGCCUGUAAGAAAUGUCAGUGCAUACCCCUCCUAACCACCUCUGUGGGAAAGCUGUCACAGUACUGCAAACAGAAGACAAUACCAUCUACAAAGGUUAAUCACUGCUUUGGCCAUCUGCCUAUACUGCAAAACUACCAAGAGAAGACUCAGCCCAGGGGCACAACAGACUGAAGUUCAGAAUUUACUAGGCAGUUCUCAGUUUGCUUGGAGAUAGCUAGGUAAUCAAUGUUCAGUUUCUGAUUCAAUGUGAACCACGAAGUUCUUCAUGACCAAGAGUUUGGCAAACUUAUUAGUGCUGUUUAAUACUUGUUUGAUAUUUUUCCCCUUUUGAGCCCCCCUCACAGAUUUCAAGAUCUCUUUAAUAGCAACUGUACAGUUGCUAUUUAAAUUUGUUUAGUUGCUGUACUUGUCAAACCUGUGGCCUGCUCUAUAUGCACUUUGUUUACUCUUUAUACAAAUAAACAUACUAAAGACUUCA
This is a messenger RNA of Mesocricetus auratus (golden hamster), 4916 nucleotides long. It is a transcript of the gene Jak1, whose product is annotated as Janus kinase 1. Gene Ontology annotation, cellular component: membrane; cytoskeleton; cytosol. The transcript has 26 exons. The coding region runs from base 364 to 3822 and encodes 1152 amino acids. Gene Ontology annotation, biological process: tyrosine phosphorylation of STAT protein; cell surface receptor signaling pathway via JAK-STAT; cell differentiation. NCBI's taxonomy places the organism in Eukaryota, Metazoa, Chordata, Mammalia, Rodentia, Cricetidae. The record is from RefSeq and is a predicted model, not a curated record. Gene Ontology annotation, molecular function: cytokine receptor binding; ATP binding; non-membrane spanning protein tyrosine kinase activity.